AUGAUCGAGACCGUAAUACCUACCACUUUUGCCACACCCAAGGGCCAAAGUUUGGCGAAAAAAGAAUGGAUGCACAAAGGAACGACUACUCUGGCCUUUGUCUUCCAAGGUGGAAUCAUAGUGGCCGUGGAUAGCCGUGCCUCCAUGGGAUCGAUCAUUUCCAGUCAAACUGUCAAGAAGAUUAUUGAAAUUAAUGAAUAUAUGUUGGGGACAAUGGCGGGAUGCGCUGCGGAUUGUUCUUAUUGGGAAAGGCAUUUGAGUAAAUUGUGUAGAUUGCAUCAAGUUAAACAUGGAGAACGUGUUAGUAUCGUCGCAGCUUCAAAAAUGCUGGCGAAUAUAAUGUACUACUUCCGUGGAUACGGUUUAUCAAUGGGCACAAUGUUAGCAGGCUGGGAUCAUACGGGCCCUAAGCUUUGUUGUAUUAUGGAUGACGGAAGCAGAGUUGUAGGCAAUCUCUUCAGCGUCGGUUCAGGAUCAUUAUUUGCCUAUGGCGUAAUUGAUGAUGGUUACAAAUUCGAUUUGACAGUUGACGAGGCUGUUGAACUGGGAAAACGUGGGAUUUACCAGGCAACACUAAGAGAUGGUGGCUCUGGCGGUUGCGUUACAGUCUACCACGUUCAUCAGAAUGGGUGGACUAAAGUGGUUGAUAGACAAGAUGUAAGCGAAUUACAUCGUUUUUAUGCUAAAGAAAAGGGUGAGGAUGCCGCAAAAGUAUGA
Molecule: messenger RNA, 717 nt
Organism: Babesia microti strain RI
Lineage: Eukaryota; Apicomplexa; Aconoidasida; Piroplasmida; Babesiidae
Product: 20S proteasome subunit beta 5
Exons: 4
Coding region: 1-717 (238 amino acids)
Cellular component (GO): proteasome core complex
Molecular function (GO): threonine-type endopeptidase activity
Source: RefSeq, a predicted model, not a curated record